AUGUCUAUCCCCGAGUCCUGUUCAGUUCUAGUGAUUGGAGGAGGACCUGGUGGGUCGUACGCAGCAUCAACGCUUGCUCGGGAAGGGGUAAACGUUGUGGUGCUCGAGGCCGAUCAUUUUCCGAGGUAUCACAUUGGCGAGACGAUGUUGGCGUCUCUGAGGCACCAUUUGCGCUUCAUCGACCUUGAGAAGACAUUUGACGACUAUGGGUUCUGCCACAAGAACGGCGCGGCGUUCAAAUUGAACAACAAGCGAGUUGGCUAUACCGACUUUCGCGCCGUCAACGGCGAACAUGGCUACUCGUGGAAUGUGAUCCGCUCCGAAUCAGAUAAACUAAUGUUAGAUCAUUCGGAAAAGAUGGGCGCCAUCGUAUUUCAAGGCGUUAAGGUCGAGUCACUCGAAUUCGCACCACCCGAUCCCGACUUUCCCGCCGACGAGAAGGUCUGCAACCCAGGACGGGUGACUUCGGCGUCAUGGGUGCGUAAGGCCGACGGUACCACGGGCUCCAUCAAGUGUGACUAUAUCAUCGAUGCCAGUGGGCGCCACGGCUUGAUUUCCACCAAGUAUCUCAAGAACCGCAAGCACAACCAGGCGCUCAAGAACGCCGCGACCUGGGGUUACUGGAAGGGGUGUAAGACCUAUGCCCCAGGCACUCGGCAGGAAGGCUCCCCGUUUUUCGAAGCCUUGACGGACGGCAGUGGCUGGUGCUGGGCAAUCCCUCUACACGACGGCACCAUGUCUGUUGGCGUCGUUAUACGCCAGGACUUAUCCGUGGCGCACAAGAAAGCCCUAGGAUCCCCUUCUAUGGUGGACUUUUACAAGCACUGCGUGAGCCUCUCGACGCACAUCCACGAGCGCCUGGCUGAUGCCGAGCUCGUAUCCAACGUCAAGGCGGCGGCAGAUUGGUCGUACAGUGCGUCUUCGUACGCGGGUCCAAAUCUACGCUUGGUGGGCGAUGCGGGUUGCUUCAUUGACCCGUACUUCAGCUCCGGAGUGCACCUCGCCUCGGCUGGCGCGCUUUCGGCUGCCAUGACUAUCCAGGCAGUCCGCCGGGGCGACUGUACCGAGUAUGAGGCCGCUAAGUGGCACUCUACCAGGGUGGCUGAGAGCUACUCACGCUUCCUCCUCGUUGUGUUGGCGGCGCUUCGGCAGAUCCGUAAAGGGGACGAACCGGUGCUCAGCGACUUUGAUGAGGACGGGUUCGACCGAGCAUUUGGAUUCUUCAAACCAAUCAUUCAAGGUCAUGCCGAUACCGACGUAGGCGGGAAGCUCACACAAGGUCUCGUCUCCAAAUCGGUCGACUUUUGCCUGCACGCCUUUGACGAAGUCGCGCCCGAAAAGCACCAGGAGGUGCUCCAGAAGCUCCGAAGUGUGCAAGUCGAGCCGGGCACCGAAACGCUGGAAGACCUCGAAAAGCUUAACGAUGAGGAAUUGCGCAUCCUACGCACGAUCCGUGCGCGCCAGAUCCUGAGCGCCGAGGAGUCGGUCAACAUGCAUGGCUUCGAGCAGGUAUCAAUUAACGGUUUUGCGCCCCAAUUGGUUCGUGGCAGUCUGAGCUUGCGCAAGGUCGAUCCUACAGCACUUCCCACGGCUGCUGAGAGUCUAUUCAAGUCUUCCUCUGCACGUGGCCUGUACAGGUGA
Messenger RNA from Chaetomium globosum CBS 148.51, 1641 nucleotides. RefSeq lists its product as uncharacterized. The coding region runs from base 1 to 1641 and encodes 546 amino acids. Gene Ontology annotation, molecular function: catalytic activity; FAD binding. The record is from RefSeq and is a predicted model, not a curated record. NCBI's taxonomy places the organism in Eukaryota, Fungi, Ascomycota, Sordariomycetes, Sordariales, Chaetomiaceae. The transcript is spliced from 4 exons.